Molecule: messenger RNA, 3595 nt
Organism: Anguilla anguilla (European eel)
Lineage: Eukaryota; Metazoa; Chordata; Actinopteri; Anguilliformes; Anguillidae
Product: zinc finger matrin-type protein 4-like
Exons: 7
Coding region: 78-857 (259 amino acids)
Cellular component (GO): nucleus
Molecular function (GO): nucleic acid binding; zinc ion binding
Source: RefSeq, a predicted model, not a curated record
GAAGCGGGGAGGGGAGCAGCGUUGCUCCAGUACUGCGGUUGAGCGUGACAGCGUCUCGCAUUCAUUACGCACCAUCAAUGGAAUACACCGUUUCUUUCCAAGUUCAACAACAGCUAACCGUGUUCCCCGCGUCGCUGGGAGAAUCACAGAUGAAGGCCGGAGCGUUGCCACGGCAGCAGCAGCAGCAGCAGGGCCUGUUCACAGACAGCUACUGCAGCGUCUGCAGCGCCCAGCUCAUCUCACAGUCCCAGAGGCUCGCCCACUACCAGAGCCGGAAACACGCUAACAAAGUGAGGCUGUACUACAUGCUACACCCCCAAGACGGAGGCUGUCCUGCCAAGAAACUGCGCACGGAUAGCGCCAGUGAAGACGCUGAUGUGGACAGGAAUAAGUGCUGUACUCUCUGCAACAUGUCCUUCACCUCCGCUGUGGUGGCUGAGUCUCACUACCAGGGCAAGAUCCACGCCAAGAGACUGAGGCUGCUGCUGGGGGACGCGGCUGUCCCCAACACUGGCACAGAAACGCCGUCCAGUCCCGCCUCCCCGCCGCCCGACGUGACCGCGGCGACCUCGCCGUGGCGACGGGAGGACUCGGACCGCUUCUGCCAGCUGUGCAGCGCCUGGUUCAACAACGCCGGCAUGGCCCGGCAGCACUACGACGGCAAGAAGCACAGGAGGAACGCCGGGCGGGCCGACCUGCUGGAGCACCUGGGCCGGACGCUGGGCAUCGGCAAGACAAAGGGUCUGAAGCGCAGCCACACGUGUGAGGUGUGCAGCGUGACGCUGAACUCGGUGGCGCAGUACCACGCCCACCUGCAGGGCUCCAAACACCAGAACAACCUGAAGAACCAGCUAUGAACACGGCAAACUCUGACAGGAUGCUCGCCCGGUCAACUGAUGUCACAGGAGCUGCUGUCCUUUUGUCCCUCUUCCUUGUCUGUCUGUCUAUCCCCUAUCUCUCGCUCUCUCUCUCUCUCUUUCUCUGUCUCUCUCUCUCUGUUUCUAGCCUCGAUCAAAUGUGCACCUUUAACCCAUAAAGUUCCGGCAAUUUUCCCUGUCGGCGUCACGUGGGAACAGGGGCAGGAAUCGAUUUUCCAUGUUAGAUGUUCCUCCAGUUUUCCGGGCCAGGACCUAGCCUGAUUUACAGAAAUAUUUCUGUCACGGCACUAGCAGCAACAUUCCCGGGUUGAGCACACAGAGGUCACAGCGAUUUUUUAUAUAUGGCGCAAUUUCUUUAAUAAAUACUCUACUGAAUCUGCCCAUUAAUUGUCAUCAUUGCCUCAUGAAUUGCUUUUGUGCUGUGCAGUGCUUGUUGGUAAACAUCUGUGUCAAGCACUUCCAGCCUUAAGUUGCCUUUUUACCCAGUGUAGCAAGCUGGCUAGUGCUACAACUACAUUGAGCCACAUAUCAAUCCAUUUGGAUAACAGAAUAAUUUUUAUUGUAUUUUACUAAAAAACAACACCGCAUGUAAGUAGGUUAUUGAUUUUUAGCUGAAAAACCAUGUUUCCAUUGUUAAUCUAAAAUUAGCUAUUUGGGAUCAUUUGAGCUCUAUUGGCAAAACAUGUUACUGUAAGAUUAUCUCAAACUAUCACUCUUCAACUAUGUUGUGUUGGUAGGAUUUGUAGUACAUCUCUACCAAAAACUAUUAUCGCUAUCAGUGAAAUAUCCGGCUGUUUUAAAGACAAACGAACAUAACGUUAGCAUUAGUCCUGCAUUCCUUUAGAGGGUACACAUCCUUGCCUGAUCUAACCGGAGCAGUCGUAUCAUGUGUGAGACAGACUGAACACAGAAUUUUCCUGUAUAGGAAACCUAUGUGUAUCAACAGGAAAAACCACUAUCUAUCCCAAGUAAUGGGACCCAGCAAUGUUGUGGGUUCCAUGUGUGAGAGGAGCUUCUGGUUCUAUUAUUCUCUUACUGAGUCUCUUUCCUCUAUUUCCAGUCCUUUCUCCUAAUCUUUCUCUAUCUGUAUCUCUGCCUCUCUGUCCCUCCUUCCUCUCUCAGUAGUUUUGUCUUCUCUUUCAGUUGUUUCUGCUGCAGUGUAUAUUUUAUCUUUUUUUAAAAUUCCACACAGCCACUAAAUACAGUGAUCUGAGUUUCGAGCAGAAAUAAAGAGAUUAGAGAGAUUACAGAGAAGGACGGGGAUUUUAUGAGGCUCUGUCAGUUCUUAAAAUAAUUCCCAAAAAAUAUGUAAUUUAAAGAGGCUUAGUAGGUUUUAAGCGGUCCAAUUUUGAGCGUAUGUUCUGAAAUUCCACUUGGACGUAAAUUACGAGCAUGCGCACAUUCUAAAAUGAGCUUAAAUAAUAUCAACCACCUCCAACAGAUUGGCAAAUGUGAUAGCCUCCUUUUAUAAUUAAAUUGGCUCCAGAAACAUUGGAACAAAAAAGGGUCAUUCCUAUAGGCCACAGACUAUUAACCAAGUUUGAGGCCAGAAAAUAUUCUGAGAUAUUUUUACAUUACGCCUAUGAAUCACAAUCUGUAGAUACUUUUAAACGAUCAAAUAAAAAUCUGUACUCUUAUGUCACAACCAUUAUGAGCACGUCCUAAAAGGAGCGGACGUACACACUGGUUGUGCCAAACGGUUAGCCUGGAAAUAAGUCACAGUCGCUUCAAAUAGGUCUACCUCAGAGUAGAAUUCAUGGAGGAGUCCAGAAGAGGCUGUCCCAUCUGUAGACAUGCAAAACAAAUAUCACUGUACAUAAAAAACACAGAUGCUGCAGCCGCAUGAUUCCCAUCCUGUAAUAACGGUUUUAUGCGUUUUCACUGUUUAUGGUGAGUUUUAUAUUUGCUCCAAUUUCAGAUCUGAUUAAGCGAGUUGCUUCAUUCUCAGCAGGGAGGGGCCUGCUCAAUGUGUUGCAUUUCAAACUGUGUUUUGCUAUCUGAAUUUUUGCAGGCUGUUCUGGAUUUCGAGAUGUAUAUACAAAAGUAUUAGGACGGUGAUGCUAUUUUUUUAUUUUAUUUUAUGUAAUUUUGUUGAUUUCACUUCCAAAUGACAUGUCAGUGACACUACCGUCAUUUCCGGUAAUAUAAAGUUAUUUUAGGUGAACAAUGAUUUUCUGUGCCUUGUUUACAAUUUCAUUGUGUUAACGAAGAUGGCAGUGGCAGGAUGAGGACCUGUUCAUUAUUAGAUUCUCAUUCCCAUAAUUAUUCCUGUUUGGGCUCUCUCUCUCUUUCUCUCUCUCUCUCUCUCCCUCGCUCCCUCCUUCCCUCUUUGAUCUAUGUUGUCCUGUGCUUUGUGUCUCAGGGAGGUCUUUGUUCAGACCGCUGCGUGACCUAACAAUAUUGCUUUCUCAUUUGCAUAGAAAUAAUGUGAGAGAGUUAUUAUCCAACAGUUAUAUAGCCUGUGGUCUGCUAGUGUGUUAAAAAAUAUAUAUUUUGUUUACUGUGCAGUGACAUCAUUUAAUAAAUGUCGCAUUUGUUUGUUUGUUUCUUCCUUUCUUUGAGUGGACAGUUUUACCUAAACAAUUUAUACAGUAAGUCCAUGCUACACAAAUGUACAAUCAACAUAUGUGAUCGAUAUUGCAAAAAAAAAACUGUGUCAUUGUUCUUUACUCUGGUUGAUAUCAUUUUGUCAAAUAAAUGAUUUUGCUUAAAAUGUC